Molecule: messenger RNA, 858 nt
Organism: Cynara cardunculus var. scolymus (artichoke)
Lineage: Eukaryota; Viridiplantae; Streptophyta; Magnoliopsida; Asterales; Asteraceae
Product: protein TIC 20-II, chloroplastic
Exons: 1
Coding region: 90-746 (218 amino acids)
Source: RefSeq, a predicted model, not a curated record
GUAUUUCUAAAACCCUGCACUGUUGCAACAUAUAUCCGCUAAAAUUACUGGCCGCCUCCCUCCGGCUAAACUCACCGCCACCGCCGAAGAUGGCAGCCAUACCCCUCCUUCGACUCUCCUUGUCACCACCACCACCACAAACAAUUCAUCGGUCAAGUAUCUUGGUUCACCCUCUUAGAUCAAGCAUCCUAUCGCCUUCAUCACCACAAUCACUGUCACUCCGCUUGAAUUCCGCCGCCCAACCACGGAGGCGCACGACGAUCUCAGCGUCUCACAACACAACGCCAGUCACCGACCGAUUAAUUUCAGCCGCCGCGUACUUUUUCCCCUUCUUCAACGGUCUUCAAUACGGCCGUUUCCUCUUCGCCCAGUACCCCAAAACCCUAGGGCUUGCGAUUGAGCCAUUACUACCUUUACUCUCAGUCUAUCGUUCAAUUCCUUAUUCCAGCUACCUCGCAUUUCUCUUGCUAUACAUCGGCGUAGUUCGUAACACGAAUGUCAGCCGUUACGCUCGUUUCAAUGCGAUGCAGGCGGUAAUACUUGAUGUUUUGUUGGUUAUACCCUUGUUGGUUCAGCGGAUUUUCAAUCCAGGACCUCAUGGAAUUGGGGGAAAGAUGGUGAUGAUGAGCCACAACGCGAUUUUUGUGUUCGUCGUUGUUUGCUUUGUUUAUAGCACUGUGUUUUCGGUUUUGGGAAGAACUCCGAAAUUGCCUUUUGUUGCUGAUGCUGCUGGCAGGCAAUUUUGAAGAUUCAGUUCAACAAAUUCUGUACGUUUUAGUUUGUUUAGUUGCAUUUCUUGUUUUGGGAUUCAAAUCAAUAAUUGCAUUUCUUUGAAUUUGAUUCGCCAUAAUUUGUUGA